AAUAAUAGAUGAAUUGUUUGCAAUACACGAUGUUCAAAGCAGUCGUAAGCCAAUCAACUAAAACAUCCAAGUGGGUCAGUGAGACCAUUGUCCUGUGCUCAGGUCCCUAAAUUUAAGAUAAGGGGGCACUCGGUCCAAACACAGGGGCUUCUUAUCCAUUUGUUUCAGUCAAUAUAUAUAUAUGAAUAUCUAACAAGGGAUGACACGAAAAUAGGAUACCAGUUGUAAUUUACAAAGCUCAAAAUCACCUCAGUUCCAAGAAACAGAUCAAAUCUUCCUAUUCAAAGGGCAUUAAACAUCUCCUAAUACAAGUCCAAUAUAGUCCAAUCCUUUCAUAUUUAAUUUAAUGAUUUUUAUAAACGAAUAUAAUUCAAGCUGUCUGUAUUGUCGCCGAUCAGGCACAGGAAAAGAUAAUUCCUGGAAUGAUAUUAACUUCCAGCUUCCGGAAACUCUGUAGUGUUAAUUUAUAGAUUUUUUUUUACGCAAAUGACGGUAUUUGAAAAGGGAAUUUUUUUCUUUGGAAGGUAUUAUUUUAUUUCAGUUUGAUUUUAAAUACAGUGUACAACACUCCUGUCUAUAAAACUCAUUAGAUCCAACAUAAAAGGAUUGGACUAUGUUGGCUUCAGAGAGAGACUCUCACAUCACUAGAAAAGCUAACUCACUAGCGAGGCAGUAUAAGUUCCCUCUAGUCUAUACUGUAUGCUACACUUCCCCCCACUCUGGGAAGCUUCGCCUCGAAGCUUAAAGUGAGUUCUCUCUGUAUGCUUGGCACCUCUUCAACAACGGCAUCCGCUGUUCCCAACAACAACCACCAUUGUCACCGGACAAAACCACAUCUGUACUCUUUCUGAAGCAGGCCAAACAGCAGAGUCACUAUACUGCCACCAAUUUGUAAAGUGUAGCAGUCACCCAUCCAAGGGCUGAUCACGCUUACCGUUGCUUAACUUUCGUGAUAAAGAGAGAGACUCUACCACAUCACUAGAAAAGCUAGCUCACUGUCAAGGCAGUAUAAGUUCCUUCUAUACUGUCCGCUAUAAUAUCUUGUGUCACUUAAUUUGUUUUAUUUCACUGAGUGUACCCUGAAAAAACUCUGUUCUGAUGACCCACCAACACAUGCUAAAGACACUUUGUGAAACGAGAAAAUUAAUACAAUUCCGACUGUAUGCCCCAGACUCCAACGCCUCCUACUCUUGCUCCUCUUUAAUGAAAUCCUGCCACCCUUUAUAUUCUGCCAAAUACUCGCCUGAUCUUCUGUAGAGUUGACUCUUGUACUGUACACAAGCCUUGUCUGUCUAAAUUGGAUUUGAUAUCUACCCAUGUUAUAAAAUUAAUUUUUUAAAAACUAACAACUUGCUACAACUGUAUUAAUGAAUAGAAAACCAAGAAAUAAAAAUUUAAAAAACCCUUUCAUUUAGAACUAAAGUACUUAUAAACUACCAAAAUACAAACAAAACAUGCUUACUGGAUAGGAAUAAACACAUGCCCGCCUAACAGAAUCCUUAUUCAAUGCUUACCCAUUCAGUAGAUAUAUUUCUAUCAUACACAAAGUUUUAUAAAGAUUUUGCAAACACUUAUCAUGUCACAUUAGGGUGGAACUACCUUAAGGACAAUGGAUACUCAGAAUUAAAAUAGAUGUUAUAUUAUUGGUAAAACUAUAUUUUUAAAGUGAAAUUUUGUGCAGAUUUUAUUAUCGGUAAAACUUUAUUUCUGUGGUGAAAUUUUAUUACUUAUUUAUUAUAAAUAAAACUUUAUACUGUAUCUAUGGUGAACAUGGUUGUCUAUAUGUGUAAAGUUAGUGUUUGGCCUAUGUCCCUAAUUUGAAGUUUAACAGGCAAUUAGUGCUUGAUGGCUUGGAUAGGAUAAAGGACUAUGCACAUAUACAGUAAGUAUAGUCACAAGUUCAAAGCACAAUAUACAUUAUAUGAAUAAAUAUAUGUGUUCUGUGUGGAUAGGCUUUGUGGGUUUAUGACUACUCAUAUAUAUGUACAACUAAUAUGACACUGUACAUGUCACUGAUGAUCAUGUAAGGUCCUAGAUAUAUAUUUAUCAUGCUUCUUUUCAGUGAUGACCAGAUUUACCUUGAUCUAUUUUAUGUUCUGUGCUCUGUUACCAUUAUAUCCGUGCUGUGACAUAGAUGUGCAUUUUAAUGACACAUACUGCAAACAGUGUUAUCUUGAAAGUACAUCGUAUUUCAUUCAUUAGGGGACAUCACAUUUUGAGUGUGGAAGUACAGGUACAUAUUCAAAAUUUUUAUCUAUCUAACAAAUAAGGACAAAUUUACUUGGUUGAUGAUUAAUGAAGACAAACCAGUAAUUGUCAAAUUGAGUGAAUAUUUAGUGCAAACUUUCAGAAAAAGAAGUGAUGCUUUAAAACUGCAAAAAUCAUUAUAGUUUAUUAUUCAUAUGUUGGUAUAAUACUGAUACUGUCCAUUUACUUGUGUAUAUACAUGAUUAGCAAUUCAUAUAUGUAUGUACUUGUUUCCCCAACAUGCUGCAUCCACAUGCAGUUUGCAGUCUAUGUAACCUGUAGUUAAUGUUGUAAACUUUCUUUCUUUUUUGAAUUUCCUUCUUUAUAAACUGUCUUACUGUUAUGCCCUCUGGGCCCAAAAUUGGAAUAAACUUAUCUUAUUCAUGGUGAGUGUGGUGUAAAAUGCUUGAACUGCAAUAUUCAUGUUGAAAUUAUUUAACAGAUCUAUUGCAUAAAUAUAAAUCAUGUAUCGUAUAAAAUUGUUAUAAUUCUACCAAACUGCGGAAUAAUAUUCUUUUGAAUUAUUUUUUUCAAACUGUACAACCUGAACUUUUGGAAGUGAUCAAGAGAUUAUGUACAAAUAUAUACGGUAUAAAUGUAAUUGCAUGAUCCCAACUGAACACACUCGAGUAGUUGUAAGGCAACAUGUGAAUCUAUUGAUUAUGAUGUUCCAUUUUAAUCACUGGAUGCUUGCCACAAUGACUUUCCUGUUGUUGGGUGCUGCUACUAGGAAAUUAACUCUUCAUUGAUUGUGUGAAAUUACCAGUUUUGGUGCUUUUAAUGGCCUGAUAGUUUUUCCAGAAAUUUGUAUACUUACAAUGAUAUCCUUAAAGGACUGCAUAAAAUAAAAGAGCUAUUAAAGAGAUAUAUUUCCAUGUAUAAGAUGCAUCUCAUCUGUUUAACAUAAUUAAUUAAAAGUUCUCAAUAUAAGUAAUAGAUCUUUCACGCUUUGGUCUUUUGAUAUCACCAUCACAGAUCUAAAGAUGAGAGCGUGAAAGAUCCAAUUAUAAUUAGACUGAAGUACUCAAGAAACAAAAAAAGAAAAAAAACUUUUAUCAAAAUAGCACAGAAUGAAAUUAUGAAACAUGUGUGUUAAAUUUUGCAUUUGAAUAUUUUGGGAUAAUCCUUUAAAAUAUCCCUUUAAAUUUAUUAAAAACUGACAAGUGUGUAGCAGCAGUGCUGUGGCUCCCUGGGUUGUAAAUGUUGAGAUGUCACAGUAAUUUACGACCAGGGAGAUAUAGAUCUACAGAUGGUGGGUAUGUAAAAUUACAAACCUUAUUCUCUCAUUCUCUCCCAGACCCCAGAAUUCUCUCCUGGCCUCUGUUAGGUAUAAAACAUUGCAUGGGCAACAAAUUAAAUUAGUUUUUUUUUCACAAUACUAGUAUGCAAUUAGAUGUUAUGAUCAUAGAUGGUAUGGGCCACACUGGAGAGGUAGGCAGUGUGCAUGAUCCAUAUGUCUAUUCUUCACAGGAUUAUCCUCAUUGCUCAUUCAGUUGGCAGAUUGUUGAACAGUGUUUCAUUUCUGACAAUUUUUUGAGGAACUUGGAAUUUUUCAGCUUGUUGCAUAAUACUGUACAGGAACUGAGUCACACAGACUUACUUGGUGUUGAUUAAAAAUGAACUCCCAGACCUCAGCAAAAAGAUCGCUAGAGAGCAGUCUAAGUAAUGGACUGCCUGACACAGAGAUGUGGAAACGAGAACCCCCUCACAGAGUUUUUGUCAACAGAAGUUUGAACUUGGAUAAGAUCAAGUUCUUUGGCUUUGAUAUGGAUUACACCCUUGCAGUGUAUAAAUCUCCUCAGUAUGAGACCAUGGGCUUCAACAUGUUGAGGGAUCGCUUGGUAACUAUUGGCUAUCCAGAUGGUAUCAAAGAUUUUGAAUAUGACCCCACAUUCCCAUGCAGGGGCCUUUGGUUUGACAAGCAGUAUGGGAACCUCCUGAAAGUGGAUGCUUAUGGCAAUAUUUUGGUGUGUGUGCAUGGCUUCAAAUUUCUGAAGGGAUUAGAGAUAGGAGAGUUGUACCCAAACAAGUUUGUGAAUCUGGAUGAAAAGAGAAUUUAUGUUCUCAAUACAUUGUUUCACCUGCCAGAAACAUACAUGCUUGCCUGUCUAAUUGAUUACUUCACAACCAGCACAGAAUAUGAGAGGACUGUAGAAGGAGUCAGAUGUGGGGAACUGUACAUGUCCUACAAGUCCAUCUUCCAGGACGUCAGGGCAGCGGUGGACUGGGUUCAUUUCUAUGGUAAUUUGAAAAGUGACACGGUGGCCAAUAUGGAGCAGUAUGUCCAUAAAGACCGCAGACUACCAGUUCUUCUGGACAGACUCAGAGAAAGUGGAAAGAAGACAAUCAUUAUUACAAAUAGUGAAUAUGAGUAUACAAAUAAAAUUAUGGAGUAUCUGACAGACUUUCCAGAGACUAAGGACAGGAAGUGGACAUCUUAUUUUGACUAUGUUGUGGUGGAUGCCAAAAAACCAUUAUUUUUUGAAGAAGGAACAAUCCUUAGAAAAGUGGACAGGACUUCCAAUAAACUAAGUAUUGGUCAUCAUGUGGGGAAACUGGAACAACACUGUGCUUAUUCAGGAGGCUCCUGUGAGGUGAUAUCUCAGAUGAUUGGAGCCCAGGGUAAGGACGUGCUCUAUGUAGGAGACCACAUAUUUGGAGAUAUUUUGAGAUCCAAGAAACAGCGAGGAUGGAGGACAUUCUUGGUUGUCCCAGAGCUGUCCACUGAACUCCACGUAUGGACGGACCAAUCAGAUCUGUUCAAUAAAAUUAAAUCUCUGGAACAUACCCUCAGUCAGAUUUACAAAAACUUAGACAGUAGUAACAUGGAAAAACCAGAUAUUUCCAAAAUCCAGAGAGCUAUGAUGGACACUGUGCAUGAGUUGGACUUGUCUUAUGGAAUGUUAGGAAGUUUAUUCCGAAGUGGUUCUCGUCUGACUUUCUUCUCCUCUCAGGUCCAGCGAUUCGCAGAUAUCUAUGCAGCCUCUGUCAUCAACCUUAUCCAUUACCCCUUUACCUACAUGUUCAAGGCUCCAGCAAUGCUGCUGCCUCACGAGUCCACUGUAUCACAUGGUGAGACAAUAGCUCCUGCAGAUGAUUUUACUAUUGCCAGACAACGAUCUGUGAAUUCUGGGACCAGAAAAUGUGCCCGAGUUCAACAUGUGCCACAUGUACGUCCUGAGACACCCACAAAAGUUACUCAUCACCAUGACGAUGAUGACUUUGAAGAAACCAGUAGCAACAGCAGUGAUAAGUCAUCCUAAUCAUGUCAACAGUUGAAUUGUUAACUUUGACAGUAUUCAUUGCUGGGGAUUUUCAUGUGCAGCCUAAACAGGUUGAAAGUGUCGGAUGACAGACUUGUUUAUUACCAGUAAAUGCGCCUUUUCAUACCGGUAGUCUAUGUGAGAACAAUUUUAUGACUCGUCCAAUAUAAUUAUAGUGCAAUUAUAGGCAAGUGAAUAUUUGUCAUAUAGGGAUGGUGGUUUAAUAUCUUUUUAUGUUGCCUGCAGUGCAUUGAUAGAAAUGACAUGGGUCAUUGUCUGUCUCUGACUUCACCACUAGCAAGCUGUGUUUAACCUUUCCAAGUAUAAAAAAGCUGUUGCUAUACUUAAAUGUAUUCUAUUUAAUGCUGGUUGUAAACCAAGAUGUAUUUACCUCAGAAUUGUGCUAAUAUGCUGAUAGAUAUACUGCAUUUAUGUAGAGUUUUAUAAUGUGGUGGUGUCAAUUUGUAUUUUUUCUUAUUUUUGUUCAGUUUAGUCACUUUGAUUGUAUGCCUCACAAUGUCUGGAGUUAUUUAUAGUAUCAUUACUAUGAGUGCAUAAUCAAAAUUUUGGAAUGAAAACUUUUCUAGUCAAAAAUGAAAUUUUUCAACUUCCAUCUUUGGUGCCUGUUAGAUAUAUAUUGGUAAAAUGAACUGAGCCUUUAAUAGUUGCUGAUACUUAAGUGCUAUGUCUGCCAUACUUCAAUAUGUUAAACUAGUGAUGUUCAGCCAUUCAUUUACAUUGGGACCAUGCAGAUUCUGUAAACUUCUCUUUUCAUUAUUUUGCCCUAGAGUUUUGGAUUGAUACUUAAAAUUUUCAAGUCAAUUUACGAAGUCAUGAACAGGUUUAUUCAUAAGGAUUGCAAUGUAAUGGGUAUUACCAAGUGUAAUAAAAUACAGAUUGUAAUAGCAGUUUUAAAAAUAUGUGUUGAACCUUUUCAUAAUUUAGAACUUUACCUCAGAAUGCCAUGUGCAAUAGAAACCUGGUGACCUUCAAUGUGCUACAAAGUUUUACAUUUUCCUAAUUGGCAUUUCAUUAUCAGAAUUUUAAACAAAUAUAUAAAAUUAUAUAUAUAUAUGAAUGAUUGAUUGUUUUGUUGGUAUAGUUGUUAGAAACAGUUUUGUUUUUGUGUGUAUAAUUGUUUUCUAAAUUCUUGUUGUGAAAAUCACAAGUGCAAUUAUAACACUUUUGUACAAGAAAAUGAUUUUGAAUUGUUACAUGUAUAUGUAAGUGUGGUCAAUUUGAAGUGCCAGAGGCAUUACAUUAUAUAUGUCAGUUAUUUUAAAACAUGAUGAAACUGUUUCACAAAAGCAACGGGUACAGAUUUCUAGAUAAUUCAUUACUGUUUUGAAGAGAGAUUGUUGAUGUGCACAAGAGCAUACUAUUUAUAUGUGCAUUUGUUUAUGCUACAACUUACAUAUUCAUGUAUUUGUUAUUUAUUUUAUGCACUAGUAGAUUGUUGAUAAUGCUGUAGAUGUUUAUGAAUUAAAGGUGCUUCUCACA
Molecule: messenger RNA, 7010 nt
Organism: Ostrea edulis (European flat oyster)
Lineage: Eukaryota; Metazoa; Mollusca; Bivalvia; Ostreida; Ostreidae
Product: cytosolic purine 5'-nucleotidase-like
Exons: 18
Coding region: 3864-5510 (548 amino acids)
Molecular function (GO): 5'-nucleotidase activity
Source: RefSeq, a predicted model, not a curated record